Molecule: messenger RNA, 2277 nt
Organism: Ornithodoros turicata
Lineage: Eukaryota; Metazoa; Arthropoda; Arachnida; Ixodida; Argasidae
Exons: 14
Coding region: 209-1861 (550 amino acids)
Biological process (GO): autophagosome-lysosome fusion
Source: RefSeq, a predicted model, not a curated record
GCAGAUUCGACGCGAGGCCGUCACGGGGACGUUUGCAUUGUGUUGGUGCCAGACUGUGCGACGGCAGAGAGGACGUGCCGUUGAGUCACGGGUAGCGAUGCCGGGCUUAUGUUUGCCCCGGCGUAGACGUCGUCGUCCUGGUGUUGUGUGCCGACCCGCGGGUUAGUGACAACGACAAACCCUGGUUGUUUGGCCAAGAGCUCUCGCCAUGCCCCGGACAGUGUGCUACCUCGGGAUUAUCCUGUGCUGGUUCCCGGCGCUUCUGGAACUUGCGGAAGGUGGCGUGUCCGAGAGGCGUGGCUCCGCGUGCCAUUUUAAGAGUCGUUGGCAUGGCACCUGGUUCCAGAAGGGAGCCCAACCCGCGGUUGUCAUUGACAGGUCUCAGUUCGCCUCCAAAGGGAACUGUAUUGACGCCGACGGAGACAUGUUCCUCUUGGAAGACAGCCGAGAGAGGUGUUUCCGUUGCGUUGUUAUCUACGAGAAGCACAUCAACGUCCUGCAAUAUAGGGAAACUUUUUGUGAUGAAUACGGCACACUAGAAGAGGCGUGUCGGAGGCUUAACGUGGACGCCCAUCUACAUUCCUUGUUUCGGGUGGACGCUGCGCCUGUGGCGUGUCCGUUCCGUGGUCCGUUCUCGUUCAGCUACAACCGAGGUCAUGGUGAAUGCAAGCACCCAGUGUCCACAGUCGACUCGUGCACCAUCGAUUCACACAUUCUCUUCCGGUUUCAAGCAUGCGCCGACGUCUACGGCACCGAAAGCAGCGUUGAAGAGCUGACGUGUCUGGCCGUCUGGAAAGAAGGAUCCGCGUACUACCUCGUAGGCAAGAUGGUUCAACGGAGUGCGCAUGCCUUACCAUACAGUGAUGGAGACAGCUAUCGUUGCUUCGUGUACGAGCACGUGGGCCAUCAAAGCCGCGUGUUCAAGGUGUCUCAAUCGCCCGACGCUACGUGUGACGGACUCGUGUCAGCGUCGGAAGGUUCUCGCACCAUGACCCUCACACGGGCUCAUCAUCCUGACGCCGGAUGUCGGUUCCCAUCCUGGGCUGCGUCUCGGAGAUGGCGAUCGUUAGAUGGUCGCCGCAGUUUCGCCUUCGGUCAGAAGCAAAAAGCAUUUCGGGUGCAGAGGGCGCACUCGGAACAGGCCGAAGUACGGGUUACAUGCAUCGAGGACAGGCCGCCAGCCACACCUAACGCAACAACCGUACUAGGCUACAGCACUUCGGGCUGCAACAACGGCUAUGUAUGCGUCACUUUUCAUCGAAGGGACGACCAUAUACUAGAAAUGCAGAUGGGCGAACUUACUCGGUCAGCGCGAGAAGCUUGUCUACCACCCGCCUAUGAGCCAAAUACUCAAGACUUUAUUACACUUGUUGAAUCAUCAGGUACUCUGAGGCCCUGUCCUGCAUUGGUGUCUACUGAUGGGUUGCGUGUAAGUGGUCGGGCAGCGUGGCGUCCCGACGGUCCGUGUCGCGACCUGGCGGUUGGAUGCCGAAGUAGGCACCAGCUAGAGUUCCUCGCAAAUUGUCCUGCAUCCUCUUCUGACGAGGACCGCCUUGCCACGUUUCAGUGCCACGGCAGCUGGGCAGAGAACGGCAAGAACUAUCUCAUAGCGGGACUCAAGGGAUCCAGAGCCAAGUACUGCUUUGUAUUCUGGGAGGGUGAGAAAGUGACGCAGUUGUCGGGUCUUCACGACACGUGUCGCCGUUCUGCGUUACCUGGACUCACGGGAAACCUCACCUUCAACAUCAGUGCCGCAGGCGACUGCGAUUUCCAGCUAAGCCAAGCGACCACCUUCGCCCCAGCGGCGUUGCUGCUACCGUCGGGCUUGCAGCUCAUUCUAAUGGGGCUCUUACUGCGGUGACGUCAACUCGCCCGAAAGUUCGCCGUCCCCACCCCAGUGCCUCAGGGACUGCUGCUAUCGCCGCUGCACGUCCUCCAGCAGCCAUAAGGCUUUCCGGGUCCGUCCGGCCGGACCCACACACAUCACAAGUCCCACGAUGAAGAAGACGUCCAGCAUCGGUUGCUCGCGUCAUAGACGGAGUCUUCGUGCACGUCCACGGACUCGGUGUUACCCGAGUGUAGAGGUGUUGCCCCCAAAAGUGUGGUGGAGACAUUCCAAGGACAUUGAGAGAAAAGAAGAACGGACCCAGAGACAGAGCACACACUAGACAUAGUUCUUGCGUGUUCCAACUAGAUGUACCAUAACCAUCCUUUUAGCACUCGUGGCCUCGCGGAGAAGUAGUUUUUCUUAAUAAAGCACGAACGGUGUUUCCGGUU